GAAAUGGAUGGCCACGUUACUUCACACGGGUCUGUUCCUGCAGCUGGCGCUCUGGGAGACGACAGAGGCCAUCCACCCAGACUGUGCCCUGGUGGUUCAGCACAUGAAGGCUCAAGAAAAAUGUAACCAGAUCCACAAACAGGAGGAGAACAACCACUCUACCGGGACAGGGUGUCUGACAGAGUGGGAUGAUAUCCGUUGCUGGUAUCGUGCAGAUGUGGGACAGGUGGUCAGCGUCUCGUGUGCCAAUGCGUCCCAGCUGUUUGCUGAUAACCAAGGUUACGUCUACAGAAACUGCACUGAGCAUGGAUGGUCCGAGCCCUACCCCUCCUAUGACGAGGCCUGCGAGUUCACAGAUUACGAAGCGACAGAUCCAGAGACAACAUACUUCUCCAACUUCAAACAGGUGUACACGGCGGGCUACGCUACCUCUCUCAUCUCUCUUAUAUCAGCGAUUUUUGUCUUCACCGUGUUCAGGAAGUUUCACUGCACCAGGAACUACAUCCACAUCAACCUGUUCUUCUCCUUCAUCCUGAGAGCAAGCGCUGUCUUCAUUAAAGAUGGCGUUCUUUUUUCGGAUGUAAACCUGGACCACUGCUUCAUGUCUACUACAUCCUGUAAAUCCGCCGUGGCCUUCUUCCAGUUCAGUAUCCUGGCCAACUACUUCUGGCUGCUGGUGGAGGGCAUGUACCUGCAGACGCUGCUUGCUCUCACCUUUGUCUUCCAGAAGAAAUACUUCUGGUGGUACAUACUCAUCGGCUGGGGUGUCCCAACAACAAUCAUAACGGCGUGGAUCCUCACUCGAAACUUCUACGAUAACAAGGGGUGCUGGGAUGACACAGAUGUGGCCUUCAUCUGGUGGAUCAUAAAAGCUCCAAUAACUGCAUCACUACUGGUGAACUUCAUCAUCUUCAUCAACGUGAUCCGCAUUCUGGUCCAGAAGCUGACAUCUCCUGGUGUCGGUGGCAACGACACCAGUCACUUCAAGAGGCUGGCCAAAUCCACUCUGCUUCUCAUCCCUCUGUUUGGGAUGCACUACAUGGUGUUUGCUUUCCUGCCAGAAAACACAGGAGCAGAGGCCCGACUCUUCAUAGAGCUCGGUCUGGGAUCCUUUCAGGGAUUUGUUGUGGCCCUGCUUUACUGUUUCCUGAAUGGCGAGGUGCAGGCAGAACUGAAGAAGAGGUUUUGGAAGUGGCAGACUCAGAGUUACCUGAGGUACAGUAAACGACGGCGUACCUUGUUCACUGAAAGCAGCACGGUCACUCAGAUCUCUGUCUUGGACAAAUCCAGCCCCAAAGAUAAGCCGCCCUCAGAGACACGCGCCCUCACAGCCAGCAACAUCUCCACUGUCUGAGGAGCAUUCCCUAAUGUUCAUGUCCUGUGUUACACCCGCUCGGUAUUUGGACAAGGUCCUGAGCAGGUGACUUAACAUGCCUGAUUGUUGAGUGUUUAAAGUUCCUCUUAACUUGGUUGCAGAGUCCCACACGGGCUGCCAAACUUAGGUCUUUAACUCCUUUAACCUUCACAUCAUACUCACAACCACCGAAUCAGUUCUCCUCUUUUACAAAAGUGCUGAUAUCAAUUACACCGUGAAUGUGGCUUGAAAACAUUGUCCUUUACGUUUUUAUUUAGAUCUAUGAAAGGGAAAAUCAACCAUAUUUUACUAAAAGUAACUAUGAUUAGUUUCUGCUGUCACAGCUCCUCUGAGUCCUUUUAGUUCAAGACUCAGCUGUUCUGCUUCGUGUUAAAAUGUGUUUAUGUUUUUGCUCAUAUUAUUAUAUUUUCACAUGCUAAGCCAUUCAUAGGGCUAAACUAAAAUAGAUUGUCCUCUGUUGCGGUCUCAAGUAGCCAGAGGACGGACAGCGGUCAGGAAGGGUUAGGAGCAGGACAGGACAUACUGUAAGGAGGAAGGCUGGAUGGCUCAAACAAACAGGACUUUCACUCAUUGGCGUUUGUUUCCCAUGUGAAACCAAAAGUCAGCUGCCAUUUUGAAAUUAACCGUGUUUAACAGCCGUUAUAAGUGACGCAAUGACGUCCGUGACGUCACGUUACGUCCUCAUUUUAGUAGUUUUACAUAAUUUAAAAGCCCUAAACCCUUAACCUUAACCCUAGUUUAUAUCAAGGAUGUUUCAUUUGUGGGAUUGUUCAAGUGCCGCUGGAAAUUCCGCCGAAUGUCCAUCUCCUUUCUUUAUUUUAGCAUUCUAAACUCCGGUGGAUUUCUGAGGACUAUGGUUAACUGCUCCUCAGAUCUCUGCAGGGUAA
Perca flavescens (yellow perch) is the source of this 2262-nucleotide messenger RNA. RefSeq names its product growth hormone releasing hormone receptor b (gene ghrhrb). The coding region runs from base 8 to 1354 and encodes 448 amino acids. The transcript has 13 exons. Gene Ontology annotation, molecular function: G protein-coupled peptide receptor activity; peptide hormone binding; vasoactive intestinal polypeptide receptor activity. Gene Ontology annotation, biological process: adenylate cyclase-modulating G protein-coupled receptor signaling pathway; cell surface receptor signaling pathway. NCBI's taxonomy places the organism in Eukaryota, Metazoa, Chordata, Actinopteri, Perciformes, Percidae. Gene Ontology annotation, cellular component: plasma membrane. The record is from RefSeq and is a predicted model, not a curated record.